Messenger RNA from Coregonus clupeaformis (lake whitefish), 6588 nucleotides. RefSeq names its product myosin IXb (gene myo9b). The record is from RefSeq and is a predicted model, not a curated record. Gene Ontology annotation, cellular component: myosin complex. Gene Ontology annotation, molecular function: protein binding; GTPase activator activity; ATP binding. Bases 353 to 5920 code for a protein of 1855 amino acids. The transcript is spliced from 41 exons. Gene Ontology annotation, biological process: intracellular signal transduction. NCBI's taxonomy places the organism in Eukaryota, Metazoa, Chordata, Actinopteri, Salmoniformes, Salmonidae.
UUAAAGGAAGUUAUAAUUCGACGAGGACGAGAACAAUUUAUCAAGAAGAUUUUCGAUGACCAUUCAAAUUGCAGUAAAUCUCAAGCGUCGAGUCGCUGCCAACCAACUCUAAAUUAUUGUUGCUUUUAUUUUCAUAUUUCAUAUUUUAUUUUAAACUUUUCAGUUGCGCAUGUGAAUAUUUGUUUUUUAUGAACUUGUUUUGGAAGACUGCUGGAAAAGAAGGCUUCCUUGUUCUUGACUACACAGCCAUAGAGCAUUGAAAUGACUGGGACCGUAAUGCCAGUGGUUGCAUACUGAUUGGAGGAGGGCAGUGCCAGUGACUGGAGAAGCCCUGUGUGUGUCAGCCAGCAGGAUGAGUGUGUCUGAUGGUGUGGCGAGAACAGCCAGCAUGGACGUAGAUCAAUUACAGCAAUGGCAGGCCGUCGUCCUUCAGAUCUACCCGCGCCUGUCCCAGGAAAUAGCAGCAUGUUGUAUCCUCCAGGUCAGCCCAGGGGCCACGGCCGCUACGGUUAUCCAGAACGCAGGGGCCACGCUGGGCCUGGACAUGACCCGGCACUACGCCCUCCUGGAGGUCAGGCAGGAUGGAGGGGCUGAGAGGAGGCUAGGGGACUCUGAGAUGCCCGUGGAGAGGGUGUUGCUGUGGCCCCCAGGGGCCCGGAACCAGCAUCCCCAGGAGGAGGGGUACUACUUCAUCCUCCAAGGAGGUGGAGGGGAUCUGGGGUCAGGGACAGGCAGUAGUGAGGUACCUUCACUGGAGGAAUAUGACGACCUGUGCAGCCUCUCCACCCUGACCGAGGACACUAUCCUGGCCACAUUGCGCCAGCGCUUCUACAAACACAACAUCUACACGUACGCCAGCGGCAUCCUGGUCGCCAUUAACCCCUUCAAGUUCCUACCCAUCUAUAACCCUAAGUAUGUCAAAAUGUACAACAACCAGCCGCUGGGAAAACUGAGCCCUCACAUCUUUGCGGUGGCGGACGUGGCGUACCGCACCAUGCUGAAGAAGCAGGAGAACCAGUGUGUGGUGAUAUCAGGGGAGAGCGGAUCAGGAAAGUCCCAGAGCACCAACUUCCUGGUUCACUGUCUGACGGCGUUGAGCCAGAAGGGCUACAGCAGCGUGGCGGAGAGGACCAUCUUAGGAGCUGGGCCUGUCCUGGAGGCAUUUGGCAAUGCUAAGACGGCUCAGAACAACAACUCCAGUCGCUUUGGGAAGUUUAUCCAGGUCAACUAUCUGGAGAGUGGGGUGGUGAGAGGGGCGGUAGUAGAGAAGUACUUCCUGGAAAAGUGUCGGCUGGUGUUUAGAGAGAAGAAUGAGAGGAGCUACCACGUGUUCUACUACCUGCUGGUGGGGGCGUCCAAGGAGGAGCAGAGAGAGUUCAGUCUUCUGCAGCCUGAAGACUACACAUACCUGCAACAGGAGGACUUUCAUUUAGAAGACGCUGAGGACCUCAGGCAUGAGUUCAAGAGGCUCCAUCAGGCCAUGGAGAUGGUGGGAUUCCUGGUCCCUACCAAGAAACAGAUCUUCUCUGUGCUCUCUGCCAUCCUGUACCUGGGCAACGUGACGUACAGCCAAUCGGAAGACGGCCAGGGGCUGGAGGCAGGGCCAGCAGAUGUCCUCUCUAUCCUGUCUGACCUGCUGAAGGUCAAACAGGAGUUGCUGGUGGAGGCCUUGACUAAGAAGAAACAAAUGACGGCCAACAACACCCUAGUUCUACACUACACUCUCAAGGAGGCUGUGACAGUGCGGGACUCGAUGGCCAUGUCUCUGUACAGCUCUCUGUUUGAUUGGAUCAUCCUGCGCAUCAACCACGCUCUGCUCAACAGACGAGACAUGGAGGAGGCUGUCUCUUGUUUGUCUAUAGGUAUCCUGGAUAUAUUUGGUUUUGAGGACUUCCAGACGAACAGCUUUGACCGGUUCUGUAUUAACUAUGCCAACGAGAAAGUUCAGUAUUACUUCAACCAGCACAUCUUCAAGCUGGAGCAGGAGGAGUACCAGGCAGAGGGGAUCAGCUGGAGCCCCAUUGACUACACAGACAACCUGGGCUGUAUCCAUCUGAUCAGCCAGAAACCCACUGGACUGUUCCACAUACUGGAUGAGGAGAGCAAUCUCCCCCAUUCCACAGACAACACCCUGUUGGAGAAGUUCAAGCAGCAGCAUCAUGAUAACCCGUACUUCGUCCCCACAACGGUGAUGGAACCAGCCUUCAUCAUACAACACUUCACUGGGACCAUCAAGUACCAGAUCAAGGAUUUCCGGGAGAAGAACACGGACCACGUGCGUCCGGAGAUCGUGUCGUUACUACGCAGCAGUCAGCGGGCGUUCAUGCGUCAGCUGAUGGGGUCAGAUCCUGUGGCCGUUUUCCGAUGGGGAAUCCUCCGGUCCACCAUACGCAUAAUAGCAGUCUUCAAGGAGGCCGGGCGCCGCCGGGCAGCCGCAGGUCUGGCGAAACCCACCUCCUGUCGCAUUACAGGGGAACUGAAGAGGAGACCCAUGUUGGCUCUACAGAGACUGUCCAGCUCCUGGCUGGACUUCUCGUUCGAUCGGUCUGAUGACCCCCCUCUGGAGGAGUUAGAGGACGUCUUCGCCAACUAUGAGAACAGGAAAAAGACCAAAGGCAGGAAGAACAAGCAGCUCAUUCCUAAGAAUCUGAUGAACUCCCGGUCCCUGAAGCACAUAGUGGGUCUGACGCUCCACGACCGCACCACCCGCUCUCUGCUCCACGACCGCACCACCCGCUCUCCGCUACACCCACACCAGAGGAAGCAACCGUCCAGCAUCAGCGCUCAGUUCCAGGCGUCUCUCAAUCAGCUGCUGGAGACUGUGGGCAGAGCAGAGCCUUUCUUCAUCCACUGUAUUCGUUCCAAUGCUGAGAAGAAGGAGAUGCUGUUUGACGAUGCUCUAGUCUUACAGCAGAUGAGGUACACGGGCAUGUUGGAGAUGGUACGCAUCAGGAAGUCUGGCUACAAUGCCAAGUUCACCAUCAAGGAGUUCCUAGAGGAGUUUAAGGUGUUGUUGCCUAAAGAAUCCACCUCGGCACCGAAGGACAUAGCUAACCUGCUGCAGAAGAUGGGCCUGGGACAGAGCACAUAUCAGAUUGGGAAAACUAAGGUGUUCCUAAAGGAGAGGGAGAGGCAGCAUCUGCAGGACACCCUGAACAAGGAAGUGAUGCGUCACAUCGUCAUCCUCCAGCGCUGGUUCAGGACCUGUCUGGUCAGGAGUCACUUCCUCUGCAAGAAAGAUGCCGCCAUCAGAAUACAGCGAUGUUGGCGGGCGUUCCGAGCGGACAACAGGUGCCUUGCGGCCACAGUGAUCCAGGCGGCAUGGAGAGGUUCUCAGGAGAGGACAGACUACUUGAGAAAGAGGAACAGCAUCAUGAAAAUGCAGGCAUUCAUCAGGAACAAACAAGGUCCAAACGGCUCCAAGGCUGAGGGAGAGAAGCCCACCACCCCUCCCCAGCUCCCUCCCAAAAUGCAGUCCAGGCACCAGCCCCCGCCCAAGCUCCACACCCAAAACCAGAGAAGCCUGGACAGGACGGAGCUGCACAGUGAGGAACACAGUCCCAACAGAAGCCCCAAGACAGGCCCAGAAGUCAUUGGACAGAAGGCCACCCAGAGGAACACAGAGACGGAGAAGAGAGAGGGAAGAGGCUCUCCACCUCCCCUCAACAGACCUCUCUCCCUCCCUCUAGACCCCAAGGCUGGCAGGGAUGGAGAGGGGGAGUCAACCGGCCCCUCCCACCACACAGGCUCCCUGGAGGGCUGCUCCCGCUUGGAGGACAUCAAGGAGCACACUAAGAGAUGGAAGGAGAGCAGAAUGGAGGGAGGACACCAGGAAGACUCCCGCCCUGAGGUCCAGCGCCCCAGGGAUAUGGAGGGGUUGCUGUGGAACUCUGGGUCGGGGUCAGACAGCUCUCCCUCCGCUACUGAGUUUCCGAAAUCUUCUGAUAUUUCCACGGACGGGGCUAGGUUCAGCCGCCCAGAUGAGCGCGCAACCCUCAGAGACUCCAGCCAAUCCCAGCCGACCACUCCUGAGAGGCUUGGCAUCUUCAGUAAAUUUCGGAAGAAACGAAAUGCGUACGGGAUGGUGACCAAUGAGAAUGCACCAUCUGGGAGAGGAGCCACCUCUACCUCCUCCCCGUACUCUGGACGGCGUCCUAACACCACCAUCAGGAUCAGCCGAGCCACGCGGGUCUCCGAGCAGUGGAAUGCUUCUCUGGAACGGGAGAUCACCGACACCAACGAGCUCCGACACCUGGAUGAGUUCCUGGGGAACCAGGUGAAUGAGCUGAGGACCAGGGUAAAAGAGCUGUCAGCGACAGAGAGCAUCUUUCUCACAGCCACCAUGCAGUUCAGAGAGACCAUCAAGGGCAUGUACUCCGUCUCUAAGCCCCACAUCAGCUACAAGGACCUGAUGACGGGCUACCACAACUGUGUGUCCAGUCAUGCUGGAGCCAAGCAGCUGACUGAGGUCAGCCUGGUGGUCAACCUGUUUCAGUCCGUCCUGGACGGCUUCAUACGGGGAGAGAUCAAACGAGAGGGGGUUGGGCCGGUCAAGACCAUGAACAAGCCAAAGACCAGAGGGAAAAAGAAAACAUGUCCCAACAGCCCUUUAGGUCACAUGUUCAGUACGUACCAGGUCAACAUCAGGCAGUCCUGUGACCUGUGUGGUUUCUACAUCUGGGGCAUGGAGAAGGCCUACAUGUGCAGCGCUUGCAAAUUGAUAUGUCACAAGAAAUGCCUCUCCAAAAUCAUCACUGACUGCUCAACUCGAUGUGCCAGGCUGGACGAUGGGGGACCUGGCCAUCUGCACUUUGGGGUGCAGGUGUGUGUGCUGACCAGUAAGACCUGCCCGAUCCCCAUGGUACUUCGGAUGAUGCUGGAGCAUGUGGAGAUGAAUGGCCUGUACACAGAGGGCAUCUACCGCAAAUCUGCUUCUGUCUCGCUCGCACGGGAAUUACACCAGCUACUGGAGACUGACCCUGAGACAGCGACUCUGGAGAACUACUCCAUCCACACGGUGACAGGCCUGGUGAAACGCUGGCUCAGAGAGCUGCCUGACCCCCUCCUGACUUACCGCCUCUACAAUGACUUCCUGCACGCCGUCGAGUUGCCAGAGCAAUCUGAGCGCCUUCGUGCGGUCUACCAGAAACUGGACGAGCUUCCCUCCGCUAACUUCAAAACACUGGAGAGAUUGGUCUUUCACCUGGUCAGAGUGACAAAGUUGGAAAAUCACAACCGGAUGUCAGCUAACUCCCUGGCCAUAGUGUUUGCCCCCUGCAUCCUGCGAUCCCCAAACACCACUGACCCCUUCCUAGGCAUGAAGGAUGUCUCCAAGACAACUACGUGUGUGGAGAUCCUGAUCUCAGAACAGUUCAGACGGUACACUGAGAAGAUGAAGGAUAUCACCGAGCUGGAGUACGCUGAGGCCGUGGCCGUCAACCAGCUCAAACUCAAGAGACGGAACACUAUCUCAGAGAAACCUUCAUCGAAGCUGGACGCCCCUCACAUGGACAACCUUGCUCCGUCGGAUAUAGACAUGGAGUCAGAGAGGACCCUCAUCGAAAGGAUCAAAUCCAUCAAGCAGGAGAAGGAGGAUCUGGCAUGCAGGUUGCCAGAGCUGGAGCAGGAUAACUCAGACAACGACAACAUGGACUCUGAGUCAUCAAUCAGCUCAGAGAGCCUGAUGGAGGAUAGAGUGGGGAGCCUGGACUCAGAAGUUUCUCCAACAGGCAGAGUGAACCUGUUGUGGAGGAGCCAGAGGCAGGAGUGCCCUCCUAAGCCCCCUGAUCUGGCCCAGAGAACUACUACAGCCACAGGCCAUGACCAGGCCAGGUGGACAGAACCCCCAGCCCACAACAAGACCAGGAGCAGGAACUUCUCAGAGCUGGACAUCCCCUUCAUAGAUGAAGAAGAGGACUAGCCUGAGUGGCAGUCUGUUUUUGCUCCCAGUUGAAUUGUCAUGCCAAACAUGACUGGACAAUGACAGCAAUGGAGUUGGAAAGAGCACUAAACAGAUCUGGGACCAGGCUAGAGGACAUCUAGGACGGGGCCAUAUUGACCUCCGACAGGUGGCGUCACUAAUACACCAAUGCUAGUCCUUCGACUGAUAGCGCUGGAGCUGUAUAACGGCAACAAGAACCAAGCACAUUCUGUAUAUUUUCCUACGUCCAUUAAUGUGUGUGUAAUGAUCAUAGCUCAAAUCAAAUCUAAUUUUGUUUGUCACAUGCGCCGAAUACAACAGACGUAGACCUUACCUUGAAAUGCUUACUUACGAGCCCUAAGAAAAAUGUGUUAAAUAAACUGAAGGAAAAAUAGUAACAUAACAAUAAAUAAUAAUAACGGGGCUAUAUACAAGGGGUACUUACCGAGUCAAUGUGCAGGGGUACGGGUUAAUUGAGGUAAUAUGUACAUGUAGGUAGGGGUAAAGUGACUAUGCAUAGAUAAUAAACAGAGUAAUUAUAAUAAAUAAGAGGGUCAACGCUGUCAUGACUUCCGCAGAAGUUGGUGCCUCUCGUCACCGGCUUUCUAGCUGCCACCGAUCUGCGUUUCUGUUUUCAAUUGGUUUUGUCUUAUUUGUACACACCUGGU